Messenger RNA from Darwinula stevensoni, 1956 nucleotides. The record is from the annotation of a GenBank genome assembly. NCBI's taxonomy places the organism in Eukaryota, Metazoa, Arthropoda, Ostracoda, Podocopida, Darwinulidae.
GGGUGCUCGCAUCACACAGCAUUAUGGCCGCCCGCAUCCAAUCAUGAGGGUUUCACACCGAGUCAACCUCUUCCCAAGCUGAUUCUAGCGAGCAGGGUUGAGCCUACUCUUGGUAGGCCUGCUCAGGAUGGUCACCAAGGCCUCUUUUACUAAGAAGGCAUCCCUCGUGAACUUCUUCGUGUAUUGCACUCGGUACGGGCAGGAAGAAGGCGAUGAGUAUCAGAAGGUGCUGUACUACUACCCUCCUGAGGCAUCUGAGGACUCAAAGAUCCGAACUGUGGGUUUGGCAGAGGCUGUCAUCAGGUUCACAGGGACAUUCAAUUGUGAGCAUCCCUGUGAAUACCUGACAACCAAGAAGACGAAGCAGUAUUUCUAUGAACCUGAGCCAGAUUUCUGGAUGGCAAUGACCAUAGGAAUCCCUGUGACUGAGAAGGUCAAGGAUGGUGUAUCGGUGCCUGAGUAUUGUUCAGAAGAUGUUUGGAGCAAUGUUUAUCGCUCCAUCCUCAUCCAGUCCUAUGAGAUGUUCAGGUUUUUCAUGGGCACUUUUGAAAGUGUCUUGACAAAGGUCUCAGAUGAUGUGAAUGGACUCAAGAGCAGAUUAGAGCAUUUCUACUCAAAAUAUGUUCUGACAAUGGAACUUGAACAUGCCAGCCUUCUGGAUGCCAUCCAUGGCCUGAUAUUCCUUCCAUUGGAUAGGCAGAACUUCUUGAAAAUCCAUUGCUUAGUCAAUCUCUUGGAAGAGCAAUACCCCUGUGCCCGACAUGUGGUCUUUCUUUACAACGAAAUGCUGGUUUGGAGUGGCUUAGAGCAGAAGGAUAUGCAAGUAUUUUAUAGAUACCUCACAACCAAUCUCUUCCCUUCCUGUGCCCCUGAAGUCAUGAAUUCAGGAAGAAUGACUCCACAAGCAGGAAGGUUUCUCUUGGGUCCCCCUGAUGUGAAGGAAGAAGAAAACUUUGGGAAAAUUCCACAUGUGAUUCUUCAUGCAGGCCCAACCCCUGAAGAAUUACAAUUGGUCAUCUAUAAGCUGCAGAAUGCCUGCAUCUGUAUUUUCAUUGAUGGUACUUGUAGGCCUGGGCCUGUUUGUUUUCCCUGGUUGUUUUUAUGGGACAUCUUUUAUAUGGAUAAUUUUAUAUAUCCCACAGACACAUUACAGCUGACAAUGGAUUUCUUCAGAAAGUUGGAGGCUUUCCUGUUGACACAUGCUCCUCCUGUGGUGGAGGACGUGACCACACAACAAGCCAAGCGGCUCCAUUCUGCUGCCCCCGACCAGCAUUUCAAAUAUGUAUACUUCAAUCGCACAAAUUUAGCUCAGAAGAACACAGUGAUAAUUGAGCCUGGGGACCGCAGCUCUGGUGGCAUUCCUGUAGAAGCCCUUCGCCUUUUACCUGACCUCCAUUCUGAUCUCCACCACAUGGGAACCAGAGUGGAGAUUGCAGCAAAGAUGACCAAUGAUUACUGGGUGGUGGCUAAACUCUCUGACAGUCGGGAGUUCUAUGUUGUACUCAAUCAAAAAAGUGCCAGCCUUCUUGAAAUCACUGAGGAGGUGCAGAAGCUCUGCAGAUCCCAGUUCAACAACAUCUUCUUUGUGGACUGAAGUCCACAUCAUUCCAAGCUGAGAGAUUCGCCCUUGGAUUCCCCCAAUGUGAUGAACUCCAAAUAGGUUUAAUUUUUUGAAGUUUUUAUUUUUCAUGCUUCAAGAAAGACUUACACUCCAUGGGACUUUGAUUGCAGUACUAGAAAUAUGAUACUUUUAGUGCUUAUAAGAGUAAUAAUUGCGAAUUUCCUGCAGCUUGAGAUCCAUUGCUUGUUCUUGAAGAUUAGGUAAAUCAGUUUAAGUUAGUCUGACAAUGAAGGGGAAGACAUACUUAAGUUUGAUUCACUAGUACCAACAUCCCCAGCCGUUCUUCAUGUAAUUUCCAUAUUUAUACAAAAAUAAAAAUAUAUAAACAAGAGGAA